UCUACGGGUCCAUAAUAACCCUUUCAAACCCGAACCAAGCCCGUCCAAACACGUCCCCAAAACCUCUAACCCCACUUCUGCAAAACCCUUGCUCCUGGUUAUCCUUGGCAAUGACAACAUAGAGUCGGCAAAGCAUACCACAAGCACCAUGAGGUGGGUAUUCGUCUCUGAAUCAUUUCUUGGACAGCUUUAAUGGCGAUUUCUCAAUGGCUUCAGACUAGUUUAUUUGCUGCCACCACCACCACCUCCACAACUACCAAUUGUCGUUUUUUCUUCAGAAACUUUGCCACCUGUCCUUCUCAGCUUCGGCCCGUCAUGGCUAAGUUGCAGAACAGGGCGUUGCAGAAUUACAAUUGCUCUUACUUGCAAAAUUCAUCAUUUUGCAUCGGUGAUAAGUAUGAAAAAUGUUUCCAGCUUAGAUUUAGAAAGAUCAGGGUCUCUUGCAUGAUCAACGCCAAUCAACCAAGAGUUAUCAGACUUGUGUCUGAACGAAAUUUUCAUACUUUUGGAAGCUUUGUUGAUGGGUCUACUUGGGCUCUUACCAGUCAGCCCCAACUUAAAGUUGGGCAUUCUAAUACCAUGAUGCCUUCGAAUAUUUUUGGUUAUGGAUUGAGAUCACCUUAUUCUGGGGCCUAUAUUAAGAGGCCUUUUUCUCACAUUCCAAAAGCAAUAACAAAUAAAAAUGAUAAUGUUGGUGUUAAAGAUGGAAGGAGUAGUGGGAAAACUUCACCAUUGAAGGUUUUCAAUAAGCAUUGGAAGCGGGCAAAGUCAUUGGCUGCUCACAAGAGAAAUGUCGAAGGUGGGGCGCAAGUUGCAGCUUCCAAUGAGGCACUGGGGAUGAAUGCUUCUAGCUCUACAAAAACACCUCUUAAAGAUACCGAUGUGGUGAAUUCAAGAAAGAAGUUAGUUGGGGAUGUUACUGUGGAUGCGAGUUUGGGACCGUCUGUUUCAAGUUCACAUGUUAACAAUAACAACAAAGUCUCCAAACCUAAAGGAAAACAGAAUCAGCAGUCAAGGAGCAAGAAAAACAAAGAACAAUGUUCUGGAGCUAAUGCUGCUUCUGAUGCAGCAGCUGAGCCAGGAGCUUCUAAAAGAGUUUCUCAAGCAAACAAAUCCAAUACAAGCAAAAAGAACCAGUCUUCACCUGCUUCAGACAAUAAUUCUAACGGGAACACACCCAUGGAAGUGGCUGAUAGUUCUGUUUCAACAAAGCAGCAGUCUGAAAGGACAACUGGGAAAUCUCGUAGAAAGGGAAAAUCUAUAAAAGAAACUAAUGUUUUAGUCAAAACCCAUGAAGCACCACAAGUUUCAUCUGGCAAUGAGCUGGCACAGAAAAAAACCCCCCACACGAAUGGCAAAGCUAAGCCUCAGGGACAAAUGAGAAUGCAGCUGUUGUAUCCUCCUACUGGGAAAUCUGUGGUGGUUGUGGAGUCUGUCACAAAGGCAAAAGUUAUUCAGGCCUACCUGGGUAACAUGUUUGAAGUUCUACCUAGCUAUGGUCAUGUAAGAGACUUGGCUGCAAGGUCUGGAUCUGUGCGGCCUGAUGAUGAUUUUAGUAUGGUAUGGGAGGUUCCAUCUGCUGCUUGGACUCAUCUUAAGAGUAUCAAGGUUGCUCUAAGCGGAGCAGAAAAUCUUAUUCUUGCAUCAGAUCCCGAUCGUGAAGGAGAGGCUAUUGCUUGGCACAUCAUUGAGAUGUUGCAGCAACAAGAUGCUUUAUGUGAAGAUAUUAAUGUAGCGAGGGUUGUCUUUAAUGAAAUAACUGAAUCUUCUAUCAAAAGUGCCUUGCAGGCCCCACGAGAAAUUGAUGUAAACUUGGUUCAUGCUUAUCUUGCUCGGCGGGCUCUUGAUUACUUGAUUGGAUUCAACAUUUCACCAUUGUUAUGGAGAAAAUUACCUGGUUGCCAGUCAGCUGGACGAGUCCAAUCUGCUGCUUUAUCUCUUAUAUGCGAUAGAGAAAUGGAAAUAGAUGAAUUUAAGCCACAGGAGUAUUGGACAGUUGGAGUUGAGUUUAACAAAAUGAACAACUCUUUUUCAUCAAAUUUGAUUCAAUUUGAUUCCAAAAAGUUAAACCAACUCUCAAUUAGUUCUCAGACAGAGGCCAAGGACAUUGAAAAGAAGAUUAAGUCAUCUAAUUUCAAAGUGGUUGGAUCUAAAAGAAACAAAAUUCGGAAAAACCCUCCGACUCCUUAUAUAACAUCAACACUACAGCAAGAUGCUGCAAACAAAUUACAUUUUAAUGCAACGUAUACGAUGAAACUGGCACAGAAACUGUAUGAGGGUGUUCAAUUGUCAGAUGGCAGGGCAGCUGGAUUGAUAACAUACAUGAGAACAGAUGGAUCGCACAUUUCUGAUGAAGCUUCAAAGGACAUUCGCUCCUUGGUUGUUGAAAGAUAUGGACAGAAUUUUGCAUCAGAGAGUACUCGUAAAUAUUUUAAGAAGGUGAAGAACGCUCAAGAGGCCCAUGAGGCAAUUAGACCCACUGAUAUCCGGAGAUUGCCCUCAAUGCUCGUUGGAAUACUUGAUGAAGAUUCUUCGAAGUUGUAUGCUCUUAUUUGGGCUCGUACAAUGGCGUGCCAAAUGGAACAAGCUAGCAUUGAUCAGAUACAAGUUGAUAUUGGGAAUGCUGAUCAGUCCAUUACUCUUCGAUCAACAUGCUCGAGAGUUGGAUUUCUUGGAUACCAGGUAGUCUACAACGAUUUGGAAACUAGAGCAAUAAGAUCUAACGAAAAUGAAGGAAAUGAUCGCAAUGAAGCUUUUGAAGUUCUCAGCAAUCUGAAAUCAAGGGAUUCAUUGUGUCUUGGUGAAGUGGAACUCAAGCAGCACCAUACACAGCCUCCGCCACGCUACUCUGAGGGAUCAUUGGUUAAAAAGCUGGAGGAGCUUGGCAUAGGAAGACCUUCCACAUAUGCAAGUACACUGAAAGUUUUACAGGAUAGAAAUUAUGUGACUGUAAAAAGUCGAAUAUUAUAUCCAGAAUUUCGUGGUCGCAUGGUCUCAGCAUUUUUGUGCCACCAUUUCUCUGAGAUCACAGAUUAUAGUUUUACCGCCGAUAUGGAAACAGAACUUGACAAUGUUUCUGCGGGAUUGACUGAAUGGAAAGGCCUACUCAGAGAUUAUUGGACAAGGUUCAGAAAAUAUUGUGAUCGUGCUGCUGUUGUCCAUAUUCAUCAGGUGGAGAAGAUGUUGGAAAAAACAUUUGGGGAUUUCUUGUUUUCUUCUCUUCCUGAUAAAAGCAGGUCAUGCCCAAGUUGUUUGGAAGGCACAUUGAUUUUCAAAGUUAGUAGGUUUGGUGCUGGUUAUUUUAUAGGCUGUGAUCAACACCCAAAGUGCAAGUACAUUGCUAAGACAUUGUAUGGUGAUGAUGAUGAUGAAGAUGUUACUCCUGAAAAUAACGGCACAGUGGAGGAGCCAAAACUUUUAGGUCUUCAUCCCGGAUUAAAUGAGAAGAUUCUCUUGAAGAAUGGUCCGUAUGGGUUCUAUGUACAGCUUGGUGAGGACAGGAAGGGAUACUUGCCUAAAAGAGCUUCUGUUUCCCAAGUAAAAGAUGUAAACUCUAUUACCCUGGAAGAUGCUAUUGAUUUGCUACGUUAUCCUGUGACAUUGGGAAACCAUCCUGACGAUGGCCAGCCAGUUGUGUUGAAGCUUGCAAAGUUUGGAUUUUCCAUUAGACAUCGGCGCACAAUUGCACCUGUACCCAAGAGAGAGAGAAUGAGAGCGACAGAUGAAGAAGAGAGAGAGAUCAAUACAGAGAGAAGAUUGAGAGCAGACAGAGAUCGGGAGUGCUUCUUUCUUGCAUCAGAUAUGCGUUUCCCUCUCUUCAAAUUUGUGAUUCUACUCCAAUUCUUCCUUAGAAGUGCAAAAUUGCGCUUCUUCCUCAGAUUCAUGAGCAUCUAAGAUGAUUCCUGCUACUAAGGGAGGCAGCUCAGUUCAAUGCUGGGGUGUAUAUAGUUCGAUUCUCAGCCAUACACAUUUCGGAGCAUUUUUAUCAGUUUGUGAAGUAGGUGUAGAAGAUGCAUAGGCUAGAAGUAGAAAAUCUACCCUUAAUGUGGCAUCAUUGGGGGGAGGGGUGAAUUAUUUUAGAUGAAUAGGAACACCUAAUAAAAAUGGAAAAUGAACCAAUGGAGAACUAUGUUAAUACAUAUGUAGAAGUGUUAUUAAUGGAGUGAAAUAUAGGUAGUCAGAGUUAUUUUGAGGUCCCAAAAUAAGGAGAUACUGACAUUGACAUUGAAUACUGAACAAGUUGUGCAGACAACAAUGAAAAGAAUUACUAAAGCGUUGCAUGAAAGUUUGUAAAACAUAACUAAUAAGUAAUGAUUUGGUAAAACAAAAGAACGGAUUUCCAGCAUGAAAUGCUCAUCAGGUAACAACAGGCUUGAGUUGUCUAUAUAUGCUUAAUAUUGAUUAAAUUACGCUUGUACCAUGCAUAUAUGACAUACUUUUAACUAACAAGUACCAACUGAUUCCUUUUUGUGUCUUCCCCUUGUGAGCUGGGAUGAUUGAAUCUCAAGUGCCUUGCCAUAGAUAUAUUCUGUGCUUGAUUUCAAAGACUAUACUUAAGGCAAAAGGGACAAAUGUAAUGCCUCUCCAAAACAAGGAGGGAAAUAAAAAAAAUAAGAAAAGAAAGAAAGGAAGAAACAUACAACUAUAGGGAGUAUUUUUUAUUCUUGCAAAAGCUAUGCACAACUUUUCUGAAUUAUUGAACUGUUGGAAAUGCUUCAGUGACAAAACUAUAGCUCUGCUAGAGGGCUGCCCCAUUAAACUAACAAGAAGAGAGAGAGAGAGUAUAACCAACUGGGCUAGUCUAGUUGACCGGAACACCUACAUCUCAUUAGGAGGUUAAGAUUUCAAGUCUUGUCACAGGCAACACUCCCCUUAGGAUAAGGCCUUUAAUGUACCCCCCAAAAAGAAGAUAAGACUAUUAAUUUAAAUAAUAAAUAUAUGAAUAAACAUUUAGGAGUGCAGUCAUACGGAUUUAGCAGACGGGCUGAUAUAUGGACAAACAGCUGCAUACUAUAUGAUACCUUGAAUUUAGUGGGUGUAUAAUCAAAUAUACCUUUUGGAGUGUAGUCAUAGAGAUUGAGUUUUGUUGUUUGGAAUGGAUAUGUGAUUCAUUUAGCAAUGUCCUAGCAUGUAAAUCAUGACUGGCAAACAAUUGUUGCCCCUUGAACCCAACUGGUGAAUUCCUCUUGUAAAUCUUCCUGUCAUAAAUAUUUCAAAAUUCGGAUUAAGUGGAUGGAAAAUUGGAUCAAGAAAU
Molecule: messenger RNA, 5254 nt
Organism: Camellia sinensis
Lineage: Eukaryota; Viridiplantae; Streptophyta; Magnoliopsida; Ericales; Theaceae
Biological process (GO): DNA topological change
Cellular component (GO): chromosome
Molecular function (GO): DNA binding; DNA topoisomerase type I (single strand cut, ATP-independent) activity
Source: RefSeq, a predicted model, not a curated record